GUAGAUCACGUGGUGACAUGUAGGUCUCCCAGCAGCAGAGCCUGGAGCUCAGUCUCCUCUCAGCAACAUGGAGGGGACAUUGCUGCUAAUAGUGAUCCUGGGGGCUGCAGGGACCAUGCACCUGGGGGAAGCCUGCGGGGAACAGGUAACCAUCACUAGGGAAAAGCAAGCAUUGCUGCACUGGGAGAGGGAAAGGGAAGGAGGUGUGUGAUGUUAUAUGGGGGUACACAGUGACAGAGAGAGGGACAGUGAGAGAGAGAGAGUCACAGGGAGAGAGGGACAGAGAGAGGGACAGUGAGAGAGAGUCACAGGGAGAGGGGGACAGCGAGAGAGAGGGACAGGGACAGAAAGAGAGAGAGUCACAGGGAGAGGGGGACAGUGACAGUCACAGAGAGGGACAAUGACAGGAGGGGGAGAGUCACAGGGAGAGGGGGACAGUGACAGGAGGGGAGAGAGUCACAGGGAGAGGGACAGAGAGAGUCACAGGGAGAGAGGGACAAUGACAGUCACAGAGAGAGAGACAAUGUCAGGAGGGGGAGAGAGUAACAGGGAGAGAUGGGCAGUGACAGAGAGAGUCACAGGGAGAGGGGGACAGUGACAGUCACAGAGAGAAGGACAAUGACAGGAGGGGAGUCACAGGGAGAGGGGGACAGAGAGAGAGUGUCACAGGGAGAGGGGGUCAGUGAGAGAGAGGUCACAGGAGAGGGGUCAGUGAGAGAGUCACAGGGAGAGGGGGACAGUGAGUGUGAGGGACAGUCACGGAGAGAGGGACAGUGACAGUCACAGAGAGAGAGGGACAAUGACAGGAGGGGGAGAGAGUCACAGGAGAGAGGGACAGUGACAGGAGGGGGAGAGAGUCACAGGGAGAGGGACAGAGAGAGUCACAGGGAGAGAGGGACAAUGACAGUCACAGAGAGAGAGACAAUGACAGGAGGGGGAGAGAGUAACGGAGAGAUGGGCAGUGACAGAGAGAGUCACAGGGAGAGAGGGACAGUGACAGGGAGAGAGGGACAGUGACAGUCACAGGGAGAGAGGGACAGUGACAGUCACAGGGAGAGAGGGACAGUGACAGUCACAGGGAGAGAGGGACAGUGACAGAGAGAGUCACAGGGAGAGAGGGACAGUGACAUAGAGAGUCAGGGAGAGAGAGAGAGACAGUGACAGGAGGGGGGAGAGGGAUAGUGGCAGAGACAGUCCCGGGGAGAGAGGAACAGGGACAGUGAUAUUAGUACAGUGAUAGGGCAGGGAGAGAGAGACUGAGGCACAGUGACAGGAGGAGGGAUGGUGUCACAGAGAGAGAGGGAUAGUGAUAUUAGUACAGUGAUAGGGCAGGAAGAGAGAGAGGCACAGUGACAGGAUGAGGGAGGGUGUCACAUAUGGUGUUGUUCAGUAAAGUGAGAAUUUGAGGUGAAUUUAAAAUGUCACAUUUCAGAUCAAAAUUGCUAAACUGGAAACAUUCUCUGAGUCAGCUCUACUUUCAGUUCCCUUACUCUCACCUUACAUGUGAAAUUCAUGUUGAAUUCUCAUUUUAGUAAAUAAACCUGACAGAGUGAGGAGAAACAGAGAUAAAACCAGGCCAGAGGAGGCAAGGGGUAUGAAUAACAGGAUAGAGGGUUAAAGUGACAAGAAAUUGAUCUAGGAAGAGGAAGGAAGUAUAGAACAUGAAGAGGAAGAGGGGUGUGUGCAGUUAGCGGAGGAGGAAGAGGGGGUGUGCAGUGAGAGUAGGAGGAAGAGGGGGUGUGAAUUGCAAGGAGGAGGAGGAAGAGGGGGUGUGCAGUGCAAGGAGGAGGAAUAAGAGGGGGUGUGCAUUGCGAGGAGGAGGAAGAGGGGGUGUGCAGUGCAAGGAGGAGGAGGAAGAGGGGGUGUGCAGUGCAAGGAGGAGGAAGAAGAGGGGGUGUGCAGUGCAAGGAGGAGGAGGAAGAGGGGGUGUGCAGUGCAAGGAGGAGGAAUAAGAGGGGCUGUGAAAUGCGAGGAGGAGGAGGAAGAAGAGGGGGUAUGCAGUGCGAGGAGGAAGAGGGGGUGUGCAUUGCAAGGAGGAGGAAGAAGAGGGAUGUGCAUUGCGAGGAGGAGGAGGGCUCAGUGAUGGAAAGAGGAAGAGCUGUGUACAAUGACAGAGCCGAUUGGGAAGCCUUUAUCUGUACUGUUUCAGAUUGAGAGAUUUGUUAAAAAAAAUCCUACUUUAGAACUGUAUUAGUUCAAGUGCCGCUUUUAAGUAUUAAUUUUUAUAUAUCCAUUGAAACCGUAUUAAAUUGAUUGGCGUUAUAUUUCUAAUAAGCUGAUUAACAGUAUUUUCCUCGUUUUGCCAUUACAUCAGAUGCAUUUUUAAAUUCCCACCAGCUUCAGCAGGAAUCUCACGAGCAUGAUAAGAAUUGUAGUCCAUCAGGGGUAGGCAACAUAUUGCAGAUACAAAAGUUGUGCUAAACUGAUAUUGCCAGCCAGAAGGAAGGUUAAUGAAAGUAAUAUGGCUUUAUCUCCUGAAUUAAAUAUAAAAAAAAAAAAAAAAAAAAGGCACCACGACCACUUCAGUAAGAUUACGCACAGUGACUCUUUAAACUCAGAGUGGCAGAAAUCAAGAGAUUUAAAUGCAAGAAAUGGUUGUUAUAAACAUCAAUCAAAAAUAAAAAUCAACUGUACAGUUUUAUAGAAGCAAGUUGUUAAAAAGAAACCCUUUUAAAGUCGUUUACACUGAACUUCUAUUUAGAAUGAAAUGUAUAUAGUAGCGGAUCUUUAACCCCUGGCUAGCGUUAUCAGUAUAUAGAUUCUGGCAACUAAAUGUUGUACUUAAUGCAGAACCGAAAAUGAAAGAAAAUGUGAAGUUUAGUAGACACAGUGGGAGAAACUACAGUUGAGCUAUAACACUGGAAUUUUUUUUUAUUUUUUUUAAAUAGUUUUCUUUUGACAGAAUAAGGUACAGUUUACUAUAAUUAGGAUUAUAAAGGACAGUAAGACGUAGAUCUUCCCCAAAAUUUUUGCAAUUAUAACAUGGUAAAAUUAAACAAUUAAACUUAAAAUAAGGAGUAACAAAUAAGAAAAUUAAAGAAAUAAAGGAGGAUCUCCCAAUUGUUAACACCCGUAUAAGAAAGAUGACCACGUGUCCCAUAAUUUAAUUAAAGCAGGAGUGGUACGAUGAAUCAUCGACCAUAGUUACCCAUUAGAUGGGUAUGAUUACCAUUGAUAAUGCAGCUGUGAAUUUACUUUUUGUCCACUAAGGGGCACUCUUAGCUCCAGAAGAAUUAUAGAUCAUUUUAGUGUUUAUGGCGCUUUCCUUCUAGAUUUGGUCAAAAAUUAAAAAUAAAAAAAACUGUCCAAUUUCAUCAGCAUUCAUUGGUUAAGAAUGUGAAGAUGCUGCUCAGAACGUAUGGUUGUCAUCCAAAUUUGCAUGAAUGCUUCACAAAGUGUGCAAGUGGCACUGUGGGAUAAUAGUCAGAUAUAUCUGCCCAGGCAAGAGUGCGUCUGCCUUGCCAUGCCUGUACGUUGGCAUAGUUAGAUAGCUGGCAUGAUGACCUAUCCACUCAGCCUUUGAGUCAUGCCAUCUAUAUUUAGUCUACCACACAUGGUUAUUUUCCAGAUCUGAUGGCUCAGGGAUGGAUUAAGAUUUAUAGCAGUGACACACCAAGAACUUAAAGGGACACUAUAGUCACCUGAACAACCUCAGCUUAAUGAAGUAGUUCUGGUGUAUAGAACAUGCCCCUGCAGCCUUACUGCUCAAUCCUCUGCCAUUUAGGAGUUAAAUCCCUUUGUUUAUGAACCCUAGUCACACCUCCCUGCAUGUGACUUGCACAGCCUUCCAUAAACACUUCCUGUAAAGAGAGCCCUAUUUAGGCUUUAUUGCAAGUUCUGUUUAAUUAAGAUUUUCUUCUCCCCUGCUAUGUUAAUAGCUUGAUAGACCCUGCAAGAGCCUCCUGUAUGUGAUUAAAGUUCAAUUUAGAGAUUGAGAUACAAUUAUUUAAGGUAAAUUACAUCUGUUUCAUGCAGGCUCUGUCAAUCAUAGCCAGGGGAGGUGUGGCUAGGGCAGCGUAAACAGAAACAAAGUGAUUUAACUCCUAAAUGACAGUGAAAUUGCAGGGGAAUGAUCUAUACACUAAAACGGCUUUAUUUAGCUAAAGUAAUUUAGGUCACUAUAGUGUUCCUUUAAAGGGACACUUCAGACCUGUAUAGCAACUUAGUUAGCUGAAAUGCUUUAUAUGUGUGUCGUCCUUUUAUCAUUUUGCAAAAUGCAGAUUUCAAUAGAAAUUGGCAUUUACAUUUUUCUUUUUUUAAUUAACCUGGUUACACCCCACUGACUUUAAACCAAGCAGUUGCUGUUACUUCCUGGUUUGUUUAGCUCAGCGGAGCUAAACUCAAGAGUCAGCAAUUGUCCAGAGCACCUUCCUUGCAAAGACUUCUCAUUGAGCUGCAUUGGGAAGUCAGUGAUUGGACAGCCACAGAAAGUGUGGGCGGGGUUAGAAGGGGAGAGUUUGCAAAGACGACAAAAGAACUGCAUGUUUUGUAAGCUGUUUGUAGAUAUACUCACUAUGAUAAAAUGCAUGAAUGGUUUACAUUGGGGGUAUAUUUGCUAAACAGUGAUUUAAUUUUUUUUAAAACGUAUGUAAUUUUUUUAAGUUUGUCUUUUAAAUGAACACUCCAAGCACCAUAACUACUACUACAGCGUGCUUGAUCUACAGGUAGUGCUUGGAAUGUUCCUUUAAUAGACAUUGGGCCACCUUGGGAAUCUGCACACAGGGAGCAAGAAACUGUUCCUUUUAUAAAGAUCUGCAAAAAAGAGAGUUACUGUGCCCGCUGGCCAUUGAGGGAGGCACAGAUUGGUUUCUGGGAGAUUUGAUGGCGCUGCAGUGGUAAAAUUUGAUGAGAGUUGGUCACAUAGGCUGGUGGGAGAUUACCAGGGAAGGAAUACAAGAUGGUAUUUUAUGAACAUGUCUGAUUAUUGGACAGAUACUUUGUGUGUAUGUGUAUAACGUCCCUGUUUGUUUUCAUGUCCCAUCUAGACGUGCCCUGCAGCCCCCGAUGGCCUCAUGAACGUGCACCUCAUUCCUCACACUCACAAUGAUGUGGGCUGGCUGAAGACAGUGGACCAAUAUUAUUAUGGAGGUGAGAGCUCUAAACCCACUUCAUCUCAGCCUAGAUCUGGAGUCUCUCGUUCUCUGGUGACAUGCAGCCACAGAGCUCUCUCCCGUAACACGCAGAUAAUAACUGUGAAUAUGUACUGUGAUUUGCGGCUUACUAAUACUGCUGACUGAACUGUGACUUCUACUGGUCUUCUGUUUAACUUUUCCAGAGUUUUGUUUUGCUUACUUAUGUUUGUUUGGGUUUUUGUUUGCUUGCUUAUUCAGAUCAGCUCGUUUCCUUUUUGCAUUUCACUAUUUGAUCCUUUACUUUGUCCUUUUGUUUUUUUUUGCACAGUUACACAGUUGCAAUACAAUGUUACAUUUCCUUGUUGCCAUGUCGCUCCUCAUAUUAACACUAUAAGCCCCAUACCCAGGACAGAUUAUUGUAGUACUUUGGGUACCGUUCUUUUCAGGUUUGUCAAACAUUUAGACACAAACAGGGUUCUCCCUGCAGCCUGUCUUGAAAUACUUUUAUAUUAUUAUUAUUAUUAUUAUUAUUAUUUUAUUUUUAUACAUAAGUACACAUGCUCACAGUUUGCUAGUUACAUGCACAUUAAAUUACACACGUUCACAAUGCAUACGUAAAAAUAAACACACAAACAAAGGCCCUUGAAGGCAAACAAACAGAUUACACGAACAUAGACACACAGGCAGAAGAAUAUACAAACAAGCACACACACAUUCACAGACACAGGUAUACAGGAAUGAACAUACAAAGAGGCAUACAUAGAUAAGCACACACAGACAAAGGGAAAACACACACACACACACACACACACACACACACUAUAUAGAAAUCAUUUUCCCCACUAUUUGGGGAAAUAGGGGAGAUAUCUUUUGCAUGACUGGAAACUGCAUGUUUCUCUCUCUAUAGCAUGUACAGAGUGAGGGAGAGGAGGCAGAAAGCCGCUAGCCCUCGAAUCACUCAGCUAUUCCUGCCAUGCUGCUCUUAGUCUCGUUGUUGGUUGAGCCUUGGCUGGGAGGAGAGCCGCACUGAGAGUUUGUAAAACACGAUUAGAAUGUCAUAUUAUCCACAAAUCUACCACAGCUGCCAGCUAAAAGAUUAUGGGCUAGAGUCCCCACAGCCCCUCCCCAAGCAACGCCCCUGUCCUCCCAUAGCAAUUCCCCUGAAAAUAAAUUAAACUUACCAAUAUUGGUUCCCACACUAAUAGUGAUUCGAACACCCAGAGCAUCCUAAUACGCUCACUGGCAGUAAUAUGCCCUGUAGUGAGUGUCUGGAGUCUAAUCAGGGGUAAAGCAGUUUUUAAUAUCUAAUUAUACCUCUGAACAAUUACCACAUAGCCGCCUGCUAAUGAUAGUUGUUGUAGUAACACUAAGUUGUCAGUAUAUCUAUACAUUCUACCACUACGUGAUCCUGUCAUAUAUCACCAAGUAAAAAAAUAAUACCCUAGAAUUGCUGCUAUUACAUGGAUACAUUUUAUUUCCUGAUCCAAUUUAAGCACACUAGCUUACUAGCAGCAAUUUUAGGAUGCGUUCAUCAUUAUCAUGUCGGCAUUUAUUUGGAUCCUGUUUUCAUACUAGUUGGUAGUAUCACUUGUCUGUGUAGGAACCAAUAAAGGUUAUCACAUAUUUGCACAAUAAACUGUAUUUAUUUGUAUCUUGUAUUAAAUAACGAUUACAACUAACUGAAGCUGAAUUUCCUCUUAGCGUUCUUCCCCCUAUUGACGAGUGGAAUACGAUUUGGUAUAUUAAUAUUUGUUCAUAAGUUUAACAAGUUUAUUUCCCUCAUUUAGGAGGGACGACCCCUGUCUUUGAGGAGCACAGGCAUUCUGUUCUCCUUAUCUUAUGUCACAGAGACCCCAGGCAUCACAGCCACUACACUAAGCUGCAGUGGUUAUGGUGCUUAAUGACCUCUUUAUUUGCUCUUGUGUGGACCUGAUAGCAAUUUGAAAUCCAGGGUGGUGUGAAGUUUUCUUGUCUGUUUGAUCAACUGGUUUACGUUACAUACUGAGAGCUUUGUGAUGCCGUAUGUCUGAAGGGUCUGUGCUGUAUCGAUUUUGUUUUUAUAUUCUGUCUUCUAGCCCAAAAUUAUAUUCAGCAUGCUGGGGUGCAAUAUAUUCUGGACUCGGUAAUCUCUCAGCUGCUCUUGGAUGCAAAGAAAAGGUUUAUUUAUGUAGAAUCUGCAUUUUUCUGGCGUUGGUGGAAUCAGCAGUCGGAGGGAUUAAAGAAGGAUGUUCAGAACCUUGUUCAAGAGGGUGAGCAUAAUUUACUUGAAGCAUGUACUAACCUUUUAAAAGAUCUCUUCUACAGGACUGAAUAUUUAACCAAUUAACCUGUUAAGGACACAUGACGUGUGACAUGUCAUGAUUCCCUUUUAUUCCAGAAGUUUGGUCCUUAAGGGGUUAAACAUGUUAAUGUCAUGAGGUCACUGCACUCUGUAGUUAAACCAACCCUUUAACCCAUUAAAAAUGUCACUGUCACUGUUCUCUCCAUGGACUGACCUCUUAACCCAUAAAACAUGUGACUGUGCUCCCCUGCAGAGCUAAAAUGUAAAUCUUUAGAUGUAGUUUUCCAUAGGGACUGUGUGCUGUUUAAUUAGGGUAAUUCUUGAUUGUUGUGGGUUCUCAGGUCGCCUGGAGUUUAUUAAUGGAGGUUGGACUAUGAAUGAUGAAGCUGCGACCCACUACAGUUCCAUCAUUGACCAGAUGACACUUGGAUUGAAAUUUCUUCAAUCAACCUUUGGUGAAUGUGGAAGACCCCGGGUAGCCUGGCACAUUGAUCCCUUCGGACACUCACGGGAGCAGGCCUCACUGUUUGCCCAGGUGAGUGUCUGUCUGUCUGUCUGUACACCUUGGAGUGUUAGUGUGCAGUACGGCUCCUGCUCUUUAGGUGUAAUAAACAAAGUAGGAGUGUAACUGAAAUGUAUUCUAGCCUGAAGAACUUGCACUCUUCAAGGAAGGGUUAAACUGCUUCUUAUUCCUGUGAACUGUGUUCCCAUUAUUAGACUGUAAGCUCCAUUGGCCAGUGUACUCUUUUACUUGAUUCACAAGGCAAGUUUAGCUUUUUUCCCACCCAUAUUGAAUUUGUACUUAUUAUAGUCAGUUCUUCUCUAACAGAUGGGGUAUGAUGGCCUGUUCUUUGGCAGGCUGGAUUAUCAGGAUAAGGAAAAUAGAGAAAAAAACAAACAGAUGGAGAUGGUUUGGAGAGGAAGUGAUGACUUGAAUCCACCCGUUGCCGAUCUCUUCACCGGUCAGUAUAGAGAACAUCUUUAUCUGUUUAUAGGUUAUACAGCUUUAUGAAGUAAGAAGUAACUGAGAGUAGAUGUACAGUAACUUUAUGGAAGUGAGGAGAUGUAAUGACAGGAGAACUAACUUCAGGGGUAAGAAGUGUAGUGGCUGAAGGAGGGAGUUAAGAUUGAGGGAGAGGAGGUGUAGGGGCAGGGAUAGGGGGUCAGAUUCAGGGAGAGGAGGUAUAGAGGCUGGAGGAGGGGGUCAGAUUUAGAGAGAGGAGGUGUACUUGCUGAAGGAGGGGGUCAUAUUCAGGGAGAGGUGGUAUAAUGGCAGAAGGAGGGAGUCAGAUUGAGGGAGAGGAGGUGUAGUGGCUGGAGGAGGGGGCAGAUUGAGGAAGUGGAGGUGUAGUGGCUGGGGGAGGGGGUCAGAUUGAGGAAGUGGAGGUGUAGUGGCUGGAGGAGGGGGUCAGAUUUAGAGAGAGGAGGUGUAGUGGCUGGAGGAGGGGGCCAGCUUCAGGGAGAGGAGGUGUAGUUGCUGGACGAGGGGGUCAGAUUUAGAGAGAGGAGGUGUUGUUGCUGGAGGAGGGGGUCAGAUUGAGGAAGUGGAGCUGUAGUGGCUGGAGGAGGGGGCCAAAUUGAGAGCGAGAAGAUGUAGUGGCUGGAGGAGGGGGCCAGAUUGAGAGAGAGAAGAUGUAGUGGCUGGAGGAGGGGGCCAGAUUGAGGAAGUGGAGGUGUAGUUGCUGGAGGAGGGGGUCAGAUUGAGGGAGAGGAGGUGUAGUGGCUGGAGAAGGGGGUCAGAUUGAGGGAGAGGAGGUGUAGUGGCUGGAGGAGGGGUUCAGAUUGAGGAAGUGGAGGUGUAGUUGCUGGAGGAGGGGGUCAGAUUGAGGGAGAGGAGAUGUAGUGGCUGGGGAGGGGAUCAGAUUGAGGGAGAGGGGUCAGAUUGAGGGAGAGAGAUGUAGUGGCUGGAGGAGGGGGUCGGAUUGAGGAAUUGGAGGUGUAGUGGCUGGAGGUGGGGGUCAGAUUGAGGAAGUGGAGGUGUAGUGGCUGGAGGUGGGGGUCAGAUUGAGGAAGUGGAUGUGGGGGUCAGAUUGAGGAAGUGGAGGUGAAGUGGCUGGAGGAGGGGGUCGAUUGAGGAAGUGGAGGUGAAGUGGCUGGAGGAGGGGGUCAGAUUGAGGAAGUGGAGGUGUAGUGACUGGAGGAGGGGGUCAGAUUGAGGAAGUGGAGGUGUAGUUGCUGGAGAUGGGGGUCAGAUGCAGCAAAAGGAGUUGUAGGAGGAGGGGGUCAGGUAGAAGAAGUGUAGAUCUAGCGGCAGUAGGGGGUAGUGAGAUCUACAAGUGAGUUUUACCUGGAUGUGGACCGAUGGCUAAAAAACACUUUGUGCACAUCUUUUGUCUUUAACUCAGGUGUCCUCCCUAAUGGUUACAACCCACCAAGCGGAUUUUGCUGGGAUCAAUUUUGUUCUGAUUCUCCAAUCAUGGAUAAUCCACUCAUGGAGGAUUAUAAUGUAGAUGCUGUGGUGACCAACUUUCUCUCAGUUGUAGACCAGCAGGUAUUUGAAUGGCUGGUACUGUCGCUGUGUGUGUGUGUGUGUGUGUGUGAGUGGCUGGUACUGUCGCUGUGUGUGUGUGUGAGUGGCUGGUGCAGUCGCUGUGUGUGUGUGUGUGUGAGCGGCUGGUACUGUCGCUAUGUGUGUGUGUGAGUGGCUGGUACUGUCGCUGUGUGUAUGUGUGGCUGGUAUUGUCGCUCUGUGUGUGUGUGUGUGGCUGGUUCUGUAAUUUGCAAAAAAAUGUCUAACACAAUUAAAUAAUUUCUGGUUCAAACCUAUUACAUUGAGGCCAAUAUUACUUAUGAUGUGACUCUACCAGGAAUCUGAAUGGUAACAUGCACGUUUUAUGUACGGUUUCAUGUCUGGUCUAAAAAUCCUGGAAUUCUGAAGAAAUCUGUAUUUGUCAUCAAAUUCAAUGGAAAUCUGCAAUUCUUGCUAUUGCAGUUUUUCUUAACAUUUGCAUAUUUCAAAUCUGCAGCAAAUAGUCUGUAAUGUAAAACAUUGGUUGCUUUCCUGUGGUAGUAUAGUACCUCUUGGUUACUGCUUAGCCAACAGAGCCCCUGUACACAGCCAGAGUAUCUCUGUUAUUGUCCCUCCCCUGUAUAGCUCAGACGUCCACAGUGACCAUCUAGCAGGUAUCCCCAGAUAUCAGCAGAGUCUCGAUGAAUGCUAAAAACCAAGUACACUUACAAAUUUGUAUUCAACCUCUAGGGUGUUAUCAGCAUAACAAUAGAUCUCUCUACAGUGCCACCAAGUAUGGGACUGGUAUCAGUCACCCACCCGCUGAGCCCCAGCCAGCCAGAGCACUGAAAGAAAGCGCCUUAAAACUCCCUUCCCCCAACAUGGCACCCCCACAAUCAAUAUAUCUCCCUCAUCUACCCACUGCUCAAAGUGUCCAAUCCCCACCGGGUGGAACGUUUGACUAAUCCAAAAUUCCGCGUCUCACCGUGGUCUCCACCAGAGUGCUUCUGCAACUGGGUGGCUGUUAUACGGGUCGCUCGGGUAGGCUGCAUCUGCUGGGUAGGGUGGAAACCCACAGGGAUGAUGAGAAUAGCAGGGCUUUGUGUGACAGGACCCUAGAGGAGGCUAUGUUAUUUCUUUCUUUAUUUUAUUGGUGGGGGGAGGAGUACCUGUUACUGUUUACAUUUCUGAAAGCUCUUUUGUAGACUUUCAGAGUGUUCCUUUAAGAUUCUGAGUCUUUCUGACAAGUGUAACCAUGAUAUAGCAUCAUUGUGUGAAUUAUCGAGUUCUUCCAUUGAAUCUCAUUACGGUAUAAAGCACACAGUACUGUGUUUAGGCAGGUUAGAUCAGGGAAGAUUGUCUUUAGUUACAAGAGUAAAAUAGAGAUUAAAUUACUGCUUCAUCGGCACUACAACCACGCUACUGUAGGUAAUGGUUAUAAUGCAAGAGCUGCAGACUUUUUUUUUUUUUUUUUUUUUACCAUAACGUACUAUUUGUGAUAGUACUGCAUGGAUUCUGUAGAGGGACUCAUAAGGGAAGGAAAUGUGUAAGUUAUCAUGUAUCUCUAAAAUGAUGGCUAAUUUGAGCUCCUCGCAUUUAUUUGGAGUUUAUUUGGAGCUCUGAAAUAUGUUUACCCAGUAGCCCUGGGUGCAAACCAUUAUAGCAUUAUGGGGCAUUGAGACUUUAGCCAUAGUAGACAGCUUCAUAAUGUAGAAAUCAGGGUGAGAGACCAUUGGGGCUGUACUAAGCCACAAAGCAGGUACCUCGUGACAUCUUAAAUCUGGCACCUAUUGUGUACCACCGACAACUAUUUAUCACAGAAAAAAAAAAACGUAAUCAAAACUAGUAAGAGACAAACAGUCAGAAAGAGAACUCCCAAAAUACAGGAAACCUGUGAUUAAAAUUAGAGAGAGGUAUUCAGAGGAAUCCAGAUUUACUGUUAUUUUUUUAAUUCCCAUUCCCUUGGUCAGGUGUGAGGUGAAAGGUCUGCACGACAUAGCAGAGAGGGUGACUGAAGUUUAGGGGUGGAGGAUCCGCUACUUUAGCAAUAAAAUAUAGAGAUGCUAAUUAAUUGGAAGAGUCAGUGCACCUCCAAAGGCAAUCAGACAAGGCAAUCAGACAUUUUCAGAGUUAUUGUGUCAGAUGGCUAUGUAUUUGUCUUUUCCUAUUUGCAUGGCACACUCUUUGGACCAGAGGUGUCUAGUGGGACGUUAGAAAGCUCCAUUGUGGGCUCCAAAGUGUGGAGUGGGCAUGAAGCUCUUUCAGGGUGUUGUCAUCUUUGAACAGAGCCAGUGCCAUGGAGGAGCCUGGCGCAUUAUAUAUGUGUGUGUGUAGGAUGGGGGAGCCUGGCGCAUUGUCACUGUGUGUGUGUAGCAUGGAGGAGCCUGGUGUGUUGUCAGUGUGUGUGUGUAGCAUGGGGGAGCCUGGUGCAUUGUUACUGUGUGUAUGUAGCAUGGACAACCUGGCACAUUGUAACUGUACAUGUGGCAUGGAGGAGCCUGACACAUUGUCACUGUGUGUGUGUGUGUAGCACGGGGGAGCCUGACACAUUGUCACUGUGUGUGUGUGUAGCAUAUGGGAGCCUGACACAUUGUCACUGUGUGUGUGUGUGUAGCGUGGGGGAGCCUGACACAUUGUCACUGUGUGUGUAGCAUGGGGGAGCCUGACACAUUGUCACUGUGUGUGUAGCAUGGGGGAGCCUGACACAUUGUCACUGUGUGUGUGUAGCAUGGGGGAGCCUGACACAUUGUCACUGUGUGUGUGUGUGUGUGUGUGUGUGUGUGUGUAGCAUGGAGGAGCCUGGCACAUUGUCACGAUGUGUGUGUGGCAUAGGGGAGCCUGGCGCAUUGUUACUAUGUGUACGUAGCACUGACAAACUGGCACAUUGUCACUGUGUGUUUGUAUGUGGCAUGGACAACCUGGCACAUUGGAACUGUGCAUGUGGCAUCGACAACCUGGCACAUUGGAACUGUGCAUGUGGCAUCGAGAAGCCUGGCGCAUUGUAACUGUAUUUGAAUGUGUCAUGAGGAGAACCUGGCACUGUAUACAGGGUUGGAUGAUAUAGCAACCGAUAUAUAUAUCAUUGUUAGUUAACACAUUGAAGGAGUUUAAGCAUGCGUGGGAUAGGCAUAAGGCUAUCCUAACUAUAAGAUAAGGCCAGGGACUAAUGAAAGUAUUUAGAAAAUUGGGCAGACUAGAUGGUUCGACUGGUUCUUAUCUGCCGUCACAUUCUACAUAGAAACAUAGAAUGUGACGGCAGAUAAGAACCAUUCGGCCCAUCUAGUCUGCCCAAUUUUCUAAAUACUUUCAUUAGUCCCUAGUCUUAUCUUUAUAGUUAGGAUAGCCUUAUGCCUAUCCCACGCAUGCUUAAACUCCUUUACUGUGUUAACCUCUACCACUUUAGCUGGAAAGCUAUUCCAUGCAUCCACUACCCUCUCAGUAAAGUAAUACUUCCUGAUAUUAUUUUUAAACCUUUGUCCCUCUAAUUUAAGACUGUCCUCUUGCUGUGGUAGUUUUUCUUCUUUUAAAUAUAGUCUCCUCCUUUACUGUGUUGAUUCCCUUUAUAUAUUUAAAUGUUUCUAUCAUAUUCCCCCCUGUCUCGUCUUUUCUCCAAGCUAUAUAUGUUAAGAUCCUGCAAUCCAUGAACCAGUUUAGUAGCCCUUCUCUGAACUCUCUCUAAGGUAUCAAUAUCCUUCUGAAGAUACGGUUUCCAGUACUGCGUACAAUACUCCAAGUGAGGUCUCACCAGUGUUCUGUACAAUGGCAUGAGCACUUCCCUCUUUCUACUGCUAAUACCUCUCCCUAUAUAACCAAGCAUUCUGCUAGCAUUUCCUGCUGCUCUAUUACAUUGUCUGCCUACCUUUAAGUCAUCAGAAAUAAUCACCCCUAAAUCCCUUUCCUCAGAUGUUGAGGUUAGGACUCUAUCAAAUAUUCUGUACUCUGCCCUUGGGUUUUUACGUCCAAGAUGCAUUAUCUUGCACUUAUCCACAUUAAAUGUCAGUUGCCACAACUCUGACCAUUUUUCUAGUUUACCUAAAUCAUUUGUCAUUUGGCUUAUCCCUCCUGGAACAUCAACCCUGUUACAUAUCUUAGUAUCUUAGUAUCUAUGUUUCUAUGUUAUCGGUUGAUGUACAGUAUCUCACAAAAGUGGGUACACCCCUCACAUUUUUGUAAAUAUUUUAUUAUAUCUUUUCAUGUGACAACACUGAAGAAAUGACACUCUGCUACAAUGUAAAGUAGUACAGCCUGUAUAACAGUGUAAAUCUGCUGUCUCCUCAAAACAACUCAACACACAGCCAUUAAUGUCUAAACUGUUGGCAACAAAAGUGAGUACGCUUUUACACACAAAGGUACAAACUAAUUACUAAAUUUAUGGGGACAGGUCUCCUUUACGUUCACUGAAUAAGACCUUAUUGUUUUAAAUAAUGAACAAAGCUGCCUCACCCCCCUUCCUCAUUAUAAUAAUUAUAUAUAUAUAUUUUUUUAUAUUAUGUUGUUGUUAUUGUAAUGGUGUGUUCCUGCGGGAACUUAUUUAUUUUAUUUUUUUUACAAUCUUUCUUUUUAUUGAGAUAAUAGCAGUAUACAGAAGAGAAAAACAGUAAUUCAGAGUAAGUCAGCUUGCCAGCAAGAUCAACAUACAGGGUUAGACAUGCGAUACGCCGAACAAGUAGGACAUCUCUUUUUUUUUCAGUAUUUAUCACACGGUAGGCAACAGGCUAUGAAUAAGCGUCUAUAUUGGCAAUAUAACAUAUUCUUACACAAGGAAAAACUGUCAAGACUAGCGUAAUUAAAGCUAUUAAUUAGGUAAUAUCAGGCUAAGCAUGUUGUCAUCAAGUAUAUGUUCCAUAUUCUAAACGGUUAGGCUGGGUAAAAGUGGGGAACGUGGGGUGGGAUAUAAGGUUAGCGUCCCACUGGGAGGGAAGUCAUCGGUAUGCUGAGUGAGCUAUUAAAAGAAAAGUAUAAAUGAGUAACGGACAGAAAAAUAAAAGACAACUGUGCCACAAACACACACAACACCGUAUCACGACAGGGAUUUGUGAUAAAAGUCCCAGGCCAUCUGGUGUCUUGUUCGGGAGGUUAGACUAUUCCAGAGACAGGUAAGUUCAUAGCAUGCAGGUGCUAUCUGCCGGGGAUGAGGACAUAUGAAUGCUAAUAGGGUACUUUCAGCCUAUCCCAGGCCUGUAUCUGGGCCGUCACCUCUGUCUCAUUAUAAUUAUUUUAAUGGAUAAUAACAAUAGUCUGCACACUUGCAAAUCAUUUAUGCACUAAGCAUAGUGUCUUUCUUGUUUUUGAAAAAAAUUUAAUUGUGAUAUAUAUCAAGCACUUAUAUAAAUAUCAUGAUAUUUUUCAACCCUGACUGUAUAUGAAAUGCUGUGAGGUUGGCAUUGUCACUAAGUGUUAAUAAAGUUAUAGGGGAGCUGGCAUUGUCACAGUUUGUUUAUAUGUCAUGGAAGAAGGCAGCAGUGUGACUGUUUGUAUAUUUAUCUUGGCUGAGAUGGCAGUGUCACUGUUUGUGUAUUUGCCAUGGGAGGUAUGCUGGCAGUGUCACUGUUUGUGUAUUUGUCAUGGGAGGUAUGCUGGCAGUGUUCAUGUUUGUGUAUUUGUCAUGGGAGGUAUGCUGGCAGUGUCACUGUUUGUGUAUUUGCCAUGGGAGGUAUGCUGGCAGUGUCACUGUUUGUGUAUUUGUCAUGGGAGGUAUGCUGGCAGUGUUCAUGUUUGUGUAUUUGUCAUGGGAGGUAUGCUGGCAGUGUCACUGUGUAUUUGCCAUGGGAGGUAUGCUGGCAGUGUCACUGUGUAUUUGCCGUGGGAGGUAUGCUGGCAGUGUCACUGUGUAUUUGCCAUGGGAGGUAUGCUGGCAGUGUCACUGUGUAUUUGUCUUGGGAGGUAUGCUGGCAGUGUCACUGUGUUUUGCCAUGGGAUGUAUGCCGGCAGUGUCACUGUGUAUUUGUCAUGGGAGGUAUGCCGGCAGUGUCACUGUGUAUUUGCCAUGGGAGGUAUGCUGGCAGUGUCACUGUUUGUGUAUUUGUCGUGAGCAGUAUGGUAUUGUAAUGGAACCGCUGGCACCCUGACCGGGUACCUUCUGCCAACGGAUGCUCCUAGUGCUUUCCGAGGACUCCAAGCACUCUGCCUGACACCAUAACCACUGGAGACCCCACGAACCGCCGCAGCUUGGUUGGGAUCUCGCCGUCUCCACCCACUCUGGACCCAGGACCAGGGUCCAGCUUCCAGCAGGUCGACCUCUCUCCGAAUUCCAGAGAGCAGGAACUUAGUGAUUAUACCCUGGGGAGUAUAGUGAUUAUAGCAAUCCCCAGAGUGUAGUUUCUCCAAUCCCCCAAACAUGAGCCGAAACGUCAUGAAGGUACAAGAUGAUCUGUUUAUUGGCACACAAAGAACCUUCUUUUAUGCAGGUCCCCAUGAAGGGGACAUCCCACUGGGUGGGACACAGUACAACCAAUCACACAAUGGUUACAUCCCACACAUCUCCUCCCCUUAGCCUGAGAGGUAACCCAAUUAUCCAUACAUUUUAAAACACACUUUUUACCCAACUUUCAUAACUCUAAAACUAUACAUCACAUUCACAUAAAACUACAUAUUCACAAUCAAUCCAUUCAGGGGAACAACAUAUUAAAAGAUGGCCUGAAUCAGACCAGGGGUUCAGAAGUUAGCACAAGUAUCUUUUUGGGGCCUGGCUGGCAGCAUGGAUAUCUGGCCCAAACUGGUUUCAGAUUCUUCUAUUCUGGAGAUAAUUGAGAAGUAAUGCAAUUAUCUCCAAGGACAGAGGCAAAACUCCAUUAGCCACAUGGCAGACAAAGGACAACAAAAGACAUAAAAAUACAUACUGUUACAUUUAUCACAUAGAACCUACACAUUUCCAAUUUACCUAACACAUAAUAGCAUAUAUAAUAUUGCAGACCGCCUGAAUGCAAUCUGCUACACAGUCUUAAAGGGACAUUGUUCCUAAAAGUCAUAAUAUGUCCAGGGAUGGUUUUUAAAAGGCCAGCAGCAGCACCAUACAAAUCCAAUAUGCCCAAAUAUUGUACUUGAAUGGGCAAAUAACCCAGGGCCAUAGUCAUGAGGCAAGAGGCUGGCAAUCAGGCUCCUCCAACAGCCAGGGGAAAAUCCGGUGACAAAAGGCGUUUCGUCAUAGGUAUUAUCACUGUGUGUUUGUCAUCAGGGAGACUGGCAUAGUCACUGUGUGUACAUGGAGGUGGAAGGUGGCACUAGGAUUGUAUAUCUGAGUUGGACACUAUUGCUAUGUGUAGAUGUGUGGAGACAUGCCUGACUGUCUUGCUGUGUGAACAUUCUGUUUGCCAUGGCUGCUUUGUGUACAUGUUUUGCAGAGAUGUUUGCACGGACACAUCCACAUGCACAGUUCAUAUAAUGUGAAAACUGACGUAUGCUCUCUCUCUCUUAGUCCCAGCAUUAUCGCACUAACCAUCUCAUUAUGACCAUGGGAUCUGACUUUCAGUAUGAGAAUGCCAAUCUAUGGUUCAAGAACAUGGACAAACUGAUCACUCUGGUCAAUGCCCAGGUGAGUAAGGACGAGACUGGUGCAGAUUAUAAAAUAACACAUUCUGUGCAGUAAAAAUAUCCAACAUACUGUAUAGCAUAUGGACUGUGUGCUGUUGCUGAAUCGUUUUUAGAAGCUGGACAGCAUUCAUGAAAUUCUUUCCACUUAACAGAUAAUAAUAUACAUUAUAGUCCAACCAGCUUGGCCUACAUUGGUCUACGUCUUCACUUAUGUGCAUCUAAUAGACAUUCUAGGAGUCCUGCUUGUGGGUUGUAUGUCGCACAACUGUCAGCAUUGCAGCUUGCGGGCAGACCCGAUACAGGGUGGCAGUGUGUAUAUUAAAGUGAUGGUGCACAGCUUGAGUCCUAAAUAUUAUAAUUAAUGUGAUGAUUCGGAGAUCAGGAUCAGCGCUGUUUCUUUAAUGGGGUUGUUGUAAAUUAAAAGUUGGUUACAGAUUUUUUUUUUAAGUUGGUUUUUAUUUUUUGAAUGUUUUAUUUAAUUGAUUAGAGGGCUAUGUAUAAAGAGCAAUCUGGGACAGCAUUCUAGUAGUGGCGCAGUUGCCGUGGAAACCAACAGAAUGUUCCUGGUGAUCGUUGCAAUUUUAGAAGAUUAAAUUCGCAUCGCUCUCUGCUUAGUCCCAGUAGUGAAUACAUUACUGCUAGAGUUACUGGAGCCCAUUUUCAGCAUUAUUUAUAAUGUUGGCAUCUGGUCUUUUGUUUUUUUUCCAGCAAACUAAUGGCAGUAAAGUGAAUGUAUUCUACUCAACCCCAAGCUGCUACCUGAAUUCCCUGAACAGAGCCAACAUGUCAUGGUGAGAGGAAUGGAUAUGUCUAUUUACAUCUGUGGGUGCAUUGUUCUUUCUGUGAAUGUAUGUUUAUAGAUACAUCUUUCUGUCUCUGGCUAUGUUUUCUGUCUGUUAAUGAGUAUCUGUUUCUGUUUGACAUGUGUAGCUGCAUAUUUCUGUGUGUGGGCGUGUCUGCCUGCGUCUUUCUGUGUGUGGACGUGCCUUUCUGUGUGUGGACGUGCCUUUCUGUGUGUGGACGUGCCUUUCUGUGUGUGGACGUGUGUGUGGACGUGCCUUUCUGUGUGUGGACGUGCCUUUCUGUGUGUGGACGUGUCUUUCUGUGUGUGGACGUGUCUUUCUGUGUCUUUCUGUGUGUGGGCGUGUCUACCUGUGUCGUGUCUUUCUGUGUGUGGACGUGUCUUUCUGUGUGUGGACGUGUCUUUCUGUGUGUGGACGCGUCUACCUGUGCCUUUCUGUGUGUGGACGCGUCUACCUGUGCCUUUCUGUGUGUGGACGCGUCUACCUGUGCCUUUCUGUGUGUGGACGCGUCUACCUGUGCCUUUCUGUGUGUGGACGCGUCUACCUGUGUCUUUCUGUGUGUGGACGCGUCUACCUGUGUCUUUCUGUGUGUGGACGCGUGUAGCUGCGUCUUUCUGUGUGUGGACGCGUGUAGCUUCAUCUUUCUCUGUGUGAACCUGCGUGUGUGUUUCUUUCUGUGAAUAUUUAUCUACUUGAUUUCAAAUUCAUAUAUAUUUUAUUUUUUAUUUUUCUUCCCCCAGGCCCAUUAAGACAGAUGACUUUUUCCCGUAUGCUGAUGGUGCCCAUAUGUUCUGGACGGGAUAUUUCACCAGUCGUCCAACCUUCAAACGCUACGAGAGGUUAAGCAACAACUUCUUACAGGUGAAAGUACUGAUUAUUAAGCAUGAUUCAGUGUGUAUGUCCCUUUCAUGGUUCUUGAUAUUCAACAUUCUAUUCUCAAACGACACAUGUGACCUCGUAACACUCUAUAUUUAAUUCUGCCCAACAGGCCCAUGUCUUCCAAACUCCACCUGUUCAUCCAUAUUUGUCGCUAUUAAUCUUUAUUAAUAUUAAUAGUGAUGUUUCACAAGAAAUGUUAAACAAAAUGCAUUUCUUCUUAUUUCUUUAUAUAUUUUAGGUCUGCAACCAGUUGGAGGCUUUAACAGGAAUGGCAGCAAGGAAUGGACCAUAUGGAACUGGUGACAGCUCUGUGCUUCGUAAGUACUAAUAAUCAAACUAUAUUUUCACUGUAAUAAAACUUAUUGCAUUAAAGAGACACUAUAGUCACCAGAACAACUACAGCUUACUGUAUUGGUUCUAGUGAGUAGCAACAUUCCCUUCAGGCUCUUUGCAGUAAACACUGUCUUUUCAGAGAAAAUGCAGUGUUUACAUUACAGCCAAGUGGUAACUCCACUGGCCACUCUUAUUACAGUAACCCGGCUCCUGAGUCCCUUGCUACCCUGUAACGUCUCAUUACAGUAACCCGGCUCCUGAGUGCCUUAUUACCCCGUAACAUCUUAUUACAGUAACCCGGUUCCUGAGUGCCUUAUUACCCUGUAACAUCUUAUUACAGUAACCCGGCUCCUGAGUCCCUUGCUACCCUGUAACGUCUCAUUACAGUAACCCGGCUCCUGAGUCCCUUGCUACCCUGUAACGUCUCAUUACAGUAACCCGGCUCCUGAGUGCCUUAUUACCCUGUAACAUCUUAUUACAGUAACCCGGCUCCUGAGUGCCUUAUUAUCCUGUAACAUCUUAUUACUGCAACCAGUUGGAGGCUUUAACAGGAAUGGCAGCAAGGAAUGGACCAUAUGGAACUGGUGACAGCUCUGUGCUUCGUAAGUACUAAUAAUCAAACUAUAUUUUCACUGUAAUAAAACUUAUUGCAUUAAAGAGACACUAUAGUCACCAGAACAACUACAGCUUACUGUAUUGGUUCUAGUGAGUAGCAACAUUCCCUUCAGGCUCUUUGCAGUAAACACUGUCUUUUCAGAGAAAAUGCAGUGUUUACAUUACAGCCAAGUGGUAACUCCACUGGCCACUCUUAUUACAGUAACCCGGCUCCUGAGUCCCUUGCUACCCUGUAACGUCUCAUUACAGUAACCCGGCUCCUGAGUGCCUUAUUACCCCGUAACAUCUUAUUACAGUAACCCGGUUCCUGAGUGCCUUAUUACCCUGUAACAUCUUAUUACAGUAACCCGGCUCCUGAGUCCCUUGCUACCCUGUAACGUCUCAUUACAGUAACCCGGCUCCUGAGUCCCUUGCUACCCUGUAACGUCUCAUUACAGUAACCCGGCUCCUGAGUGCCUUAUUACCUCGCAGAAUAUCCAGCCACAGUAACCCGCCUCCUGAGCGCCCUUUACAAUUCCCUCAUAACAUCUUAUUACAGUAACUCGGCUCCUGAGCGCCUUAUUACCCCGUAACAUCUUAUUACAGUAACCCGGCUCCUGAGUGCCUUAUUACCCUGUAACAUCUUAUUACAGUAACCCGGCUCCUGAGUCCCUUGCUACCCUGUAACGUCUCAUUACAGUAACCCGGCUCCUGAGUCCCUUGCUACCCUGUAACGUCUCAUUACAGUAACCCGGCUCCUGAGUGCCUUAUUACCCUGUAACAUCUUAUUACAGUAACCCAGCUCCUGAGUGCCUUAUUACCCUGUAACAGCUUAUUACAGUAACCCGGCUCCUGAGUGCCUUAUUACCCUGUAACAGCUUAUUACAGUAACCCGGCUCCUGAGUGCCUUAUUACCCUGUAACAUCUUAUUACAGUAAACCGGCUCCUGAGGGCCUUAUUACCCUGUAACAUCUUAUUACAUUAACCCGGUUCCUGAGCGCCUUAUUACCCUGUAACAUCUUAUUACAGUAACACAGCUCCUGAGUGCCUUAUUACCCUGUAACAUCUUAUUACAGUAAACUAUUAUGUGAAUAUGUUAUUACUCCUGUAAUGUUUCUUUCACUUUCUUUGUCAGGGCGUGCGAUGGGUGUUGCUCAGCAUCACGAUGCAGUGACGGGAACAGCUAAGCAGGCAGUGGCCGAUGAUUAUAAUUUCCGCUUGUAUAAGGGAUGGAACUCCUGCCAGGUUCUUACUGCGUUUAUGUAACACUAUGUAAUGACUGACUCUUAUGAACUGUACAGCUCUCCAAAUUGAACCCAGCUUGCAGCUGUUGAUAAAUUAUAACUCGCAUGACAGUCAUUAGGGAUGCGUUUAUUUUGUUGCUAUUAUUAUUAUUUUCUUUAAAUGUUAUUGAUUUACGUUUCUUUCACUUUCUCCUUCUCCCUUCUGUUAAUCCAUUCCCUCUAUUCUGUGUUGCAGACUCUCAUCAGUAAUGCUCUCUCCAAUUUGAUGGGAACGAAGGAAAACUUUGUGUUUUGUACUUUGUUGAACAUCAGUGUGUGUCCGUUCUCGGAGGCAGCCAAAACUGUGAGUAUACAAUCACUGUUAAUGUACCUACAGUCUUUUACAGUGGUCCACAUACACACAAUCCUCUUUACAGUGACAUACAAUACCCGCAAUUUUUAUUUGUGUGUAAGGGGGUUUAUACAUAGAUAAAACCAGUGUUUUUUAUUUUGUUUAUUGUUAAAUACCAUGUGUCAAAGUGUAAUGUAGAGUAGUGGGAUUUGCUUCCGUUUAUUGUUAUGUAAUAAUGGGAUUUACAGACCCAGAGGUUUUUUUUUUGUUAAUUGUUUUGAGAUAUUUGGUGGAAUUUUUCCAAAAGUCUUUUGGUUUCUGUGCUGGUUUAUUUAUUUUAUUCAGCUGGUAUUUCUAAGCUUAAGGUUAAAACUCUCAGCUUAAUUCAAUCAAAGUGUCCAACUUUGAUUAUAAUGUUGAUUUCAUCUUCCUGCUAUUUAGCUGAUGUGAUUGGUACGCAGAAUAUAAGGUUUGACAUGUGCAUUUUGAGAUGAUCUCCUGCUCACUGAUAUGUCUAGAUUGGCUCUUUAAAUAUCUAUUCAGUCAGACUAUGAGAGUAUCCCCAAUCUCCUGUGACCUAUCUUUGCCCACAAAACUACAUAGUUUUAGUUAAUCUCAGCCUUGUCAAGUACACGUUAAUAGUCUUUCAUUGCUCACUCAUUUCUCAUCAUAUCUCGAGUUUCAGUCUCAAUUUGUGCUCUAUUCUCCCUUUUCAAUGCAAUGCUUCUGUCUUACUUUCUUUAAACCCCUGGUCUCUCUCUUUAUUUAUGUGUCCUAUACCGACAGUUCAACGUGAUCCUCUACAACCCUCUUGGACGCAGUGUCACAUGGAACGUCCGCCUCCCUGUCAAUGGUCGCAAGUACUUGGUGCUUGGCUCCUCUGGUGAGCCUAUACGAAAUGAGGUAAGAGGAGGAGUCAUAUUAAUUUAACUAACACGAAAAUGGCAUAAAAACAAGAACAUAUUAUUAUUUUAUUAUUAUUAUUGCCAUUUAUAUAGCGCCAACAGAUUCCGUAGCGCUUUACAAUAUUAUAAGAGGGGUGAUUUAACUAUAAAUAGUACAAUUACAAGAAAACUUACAGGAACAAUAGGUUGAAAGGGACCCUGCUCAAACAAGCUUACAGUCUAUAGGAGGUGGGGAAUGAAACACGUUAGGACAGGAAAAAGCAAUCAAACAAGGUGGGAGUGAGGCAGAGCUGGAGGAGAGAGUAAAGUGCUGCCCUUUAUGAAAGAACAAGAGACCGGUAUGUGAGGUAGAGGUUACUCUGGAUGGGAGUUCCUUUGGUCCACAAUGGAACAAUUUGGAUUCGAGGGUUGGUUUUUGAAUGCUGUGGGUGCAAUCUAUUCUAAUCCCACGGCUAGAAUAGUGGGCCGAGAUUUAUGUUCUGAAUGGUUUACUAUUUCAAACGGGACCCGACAGGGUUGCCCACUUUCCCAGUUAUUAUAUGUGUUAUCUGUUGAACCACUAGCUAAUCAUAUCCGAAGUAAUAAGCGGAUUAAGGGAGUUGGGCGUCAGGAUGACGACUGGAAAAUUUGUCUAUAUGCGGAUGAUAUAUUUAUAUCUAUCACUGAUCCGUAUAUUUCCCUACCUUUUCUAAUGCAAGAAUUUGAGAACUAUAGUAUAGUUUCCAACUAUAAACUGAAUAUGAGUGAAACAACAGCUAUGGUGAUAAAUAUUCAAAAUUAUAUUUUAAUUUCUGUAAAACAAAUUAUGAUUUUAUUUGGACUAAUAAGGAAUUUAUAUAUCUGGCCUUAGUAAUUACUGCUGAUCCAAUGCGAGCUAUGGAAACCAAUUUUCUAAAAUGUAUUAAAGGAGACUAAUGCACCACUGAAAAUAUGAAGAGUUCAUGAAAUAUCUUGGUGGGGUAGGAUAAAUACAAUUAAAGCUUAAAUAAUUCCGAAAUGGACAUAUAUGUUCCGUAUGCUUCCCCUUUCGAUUCCUACACAUUGGCUAAAUAUGAUUCAAAGUAGCAUUACUAAUUACAUCUGGAAAGGCCAAAGGCCCAGAAUUAAUACUUUUACUCUAUCAAAGGCUAUCAGGAUGGUAUGGGUUAUCCCCUUAUUAGUCAGACAUACCAGGCGAAUAUCCUGGUUCAUGCUAGCAAAUUGCAAACAAAGGAGGCUCAAUUCCAAACACAGUAUAAAAUUGAAUUAUAUAGAGUCGAAGUUAAAAAACUUAGAAUCUCUUUUAUGGGGGUGAUGAAAGUAAUAACUAUUCAUUAUGUAACCUAUCGGAAAACUCUUCUCUGAUUCUUCUCCAAACUUUAAAAGAGUGGAAAGUUAUUAAGAAAAAACUUAAUAUUAAUAAUAAAAUCCUAGGAAAAAUUCAUAUUGAAUCUUUAGAACAAAUCCUGCCAGAUAAAAAUGUAAAAAGCUGGUAUAGAAAUUCUCCUUAUAUAAUAUCGGAUCUUUAUAAUAGACAGCAUUUGAAAAGUUUUGAAGAAUUAAAGACCUUAUUAGAUUUACCAUCUAGAGAAGUAUUUAAUUUUCUCCGCAUUAAGAGUUUCCUUAAAGGAAACUUGCUAUCCCUUGAUGGUAGAGUUGGGGGUCUGGUAACAAAAAUAUUCUCAGGUUAUGAAGUUAAAAAGGUGAAAUCGAUUGCUACAUAAUUGAUAGGAUUGAGGGGAGACCAGGAUAUUCCCAAGGCACUAACAAAAUAGGAAGAUGAAUUGGCGAUAAAUAUUCCAUUGGAUAUCUAGUGUAGGUCUUUUUUGAUGACAAAAAAAUAAAUUCAUUGUCUGAAUAUUUUAGAAACUUUAUUAAAAUUGCAUACAGAUGGUACAUGGUCCCUCUACGAUUAGCUAAAAUUUCAGACUAAUCUGCCUAACUGUUGGCGCUGUUUCCAUCCAGAUGGAUCGAUGUUACAUAUUUGGUCCUGCCCCAGAAUUAAAUCCUUGUGGAAUAUGACCUUCAAUCUUUUCUAUUUAUUGGGGGACAAACGCUUUGAACAAAAGGCAGAAUUAGCUCUAUUACAUAGAAUAGGAUCGGAUACGAAUCAAAAAACUGAUGUGGCUCUUACUCAUUGUCUAUUGGCAACUAAGAUCCUAAUAGCUAGAAACUGGAGAAGCAUAGAGGUUCCUACAAAGGAUCAACUUAAAACCCAAGUGCUAUACCAGUUAGAGAUGGAAAAAGGUGAAUAUUCUACGAACUUAAUUUCUAACUAUAGAAUAGAGUUAUAUAUUACCCUUUUAAAAAGGACAAAUAAGUGUUACAUUUUGUGAAAUAAUUGCUUUAAUACGUAGACGAUCCUUGAUAUGGUUACCAUGUUUCGUUAAGGCUCUUGGUCUAUAUAUUCUUGUUUAGUCACUUAGCUGUAUCUUUGGCCCUAUGCAUAUUUUUGAGUAGUAGAUGGCAGGCUCUCUGACCUAUUAUUAUACUGUGAUGAGGACUGACCAAUAUUGUCUGUCUUGUUCUGUUUGUCUUUUUUCACAUUUGCUUUGUUAAAUGUAUUUCAUGCUAAUAGAAGGUUUAUGCAGCUUUCCGUGUAAAGUAAAAUAUAUACCUUUGUUUGGAAAAUGUAUGUUUAGGGAGGAUUGUAUCACUCCCUUUUCGUGUUUGAUGAAGUGUUUUAUAAACUAAAUAAAAAUUAUUUAAUAAAAAAAUAAAACACAUUAGGACAGGAAAUAGCUAUCAGACAAGGUGGGAGUGAGGCAGAGCUGGAGGAGAGAGUAAAGUGCUGCCCUUUAGGAAAGAGCAAGAGACAGAUAUGUGAGGUAGAGGUUACUCUGGGAGGCCAUAAGCUUUCCUAAAGAGAUGGGUUUAAGGUACUUCUUAAAUGAUUGAAGACUAGGGGAGAGUCUGAUGGCGGUAGGCAGGCUAUUCCAUAGGAAGGGAGCUGCCUUCGAGAAGUCCUGCAAGCGUGAGUUGGCCAUACGGGUGCGAACAAUGGACAGGAGAAGGUCAUGGGCAGAGCGGAGAGACAGAGAAGGUUCAUACCUAUGGAUCUGUGAGGAAAUAUAAGAGGGGCUAGAAUUGUUCAGUGCUUCAUAGGUUUGGAUUAGUACAAUUAAUUGACUCCUAUAGUAUACAGGGAGCCAAUUUAAGGACUGACAGAAGGGAGAGGUGUAAGAGGAGCGACAGGAAAGAAUAAUCAGACUGGCGGCAGCAUUCAUUACAGACUGUAGCAGGGCAAUACGGCUUUUGGGAAGACUAAUUAGGAGAGGGUUACAGUAAUCCAUGCGGGAAAUUACUAGAGCAAGGACAAGCUCCUUAGUAGCAUCUUGCGUAAGAAAGGGGCAAAUGUGGGCUGUGGUUUUAAGGUGGAAUCUACAGGAUUUGGUAACAGACUGGAUGUGAGGCCGAAUAAACUAAACUAAAACGCCAAGACAGUGUGAUUGCAAUGAUAGACUGAUGUGGGUAUUCGGAAGAGGGAAGACAAGGAGCUCAGUUUUAGAGAGAUUGAGUUUCAGAAAGCGGGAGGACAUCCAGUCAGAGAUGGAAGAAAGGCAAGCAGUGACAUGUUGCAGGACAGCAAGGGAGAGGUCAGGGGAGGAGAGAUAUAUCUGGGUGUCAUCAGCGUACAGGUGGUAGUGGAAUCCAAAAGAGGCAAUAAGUUUGCUAAGAGAGGCAGUAUAAAGAGAAAAUAGAAGGGGACCAAGUACAGUGUCUUGGGGAACUCCAGCCGAGACAGGACGAGGGGAGGAGGUAUCAUUAGAAAAAGAGACACUGAAUGAGCAUUGGGAGAGAUAAGAGGAAAACCAUGAGAGAGCUGUGUCACAGAGACAAAGAUUGAGGUAUUUAAUAGAUUAGACAACCUAUUGGCCAGUUAUGGUCUAAAAUGUAUAAUGUAAGGCUCCAACUGCAUGUGAGGUAAUCCUUUGUAUUCUAUUUAAUCUUUUUUUUUAUUGAAACAAACAGAUCAAUCUAUUUCAAAAAAAUAUUGUGAAGAAUUGUUGAGAAACGCUGAAUCAAGAACUCUGGACAGAAAGGGGAGGGGGGUAGAUGGGGGAAUAUAAUAAAUGUCUCGUGAAGUAUCCCCACUCAGACAUAUUAGAGUAUCAUGAUCAGAUCAAGCCGACUUUCAGUAUGCCUGUGAUUUUCACAAUUACUGUAAUAGCUUCCAUACACACUAUAGCUCGCCUGCAUUAGUUCUGAAGGGGAUCAGAAAGUUAAUUUUCAAAGUGCUAUUGCCCUGUAGCAGAAGAUGGUGCAUAGCUCUGGUCAAUGAAGGAAGCAGAAAGAGAGAUUUUUAUUAUGGGAUUGUAUGUGCAGACCUUGUUUUUAAGCUUUAUAAUAUCUCUGCUAGUGGUGCAGUUCUUAAUACUUUUUUUCUACGCUCUUAUUUGACGUUUGCAAAAAAAGUGUAGAAACCUUCAUUGGACAAAUAAAGUGCAGAACUUUAUUGGAUUCUCAUUGGAAGAAAUUGGACUGUGCUUUCCAAUGUCAAUCCAACGUCUUGUUUGUCAAUCUCUUCUUCUUUACAUAACAGGUGGUUCCUGUGUCUGAAUUCACAAAGGCCGUACGUAGGGAUAAAGGGCAAGCAGAGCAGGAGCUCAUUUUCCAAGCUGUAAUACCCCCAUUGGGCAUUAGCAAGUUUGCAGUAGGAGCACUGACUACACAGGGGCUGUUCGUUAAACCCAAGAAGCUCCUGCAAUAUCCCAACUCAAUCCAGAACAAGGUGAUAUAUUAACAUGUUAACAUCCCAUGAGUGCCUUAUUACCCUAUAACAUCUUAUUACAGUAACCUGGCUCCCGAGUGCCUUAUUACCCUGUAACAUCUUAUUACAGUAACCCGGCUCCUGAGUGCCUUAUUACCCUGUAACAUCUUAUUACAGUAACCCGGCUCCUGAGUGCCUUAUUACCCUGUAACAUCUUAUUACAGUAACCCGGCUCCUGAGUGCCUUAUUACCCUGUAACAUCUUAUUACAGUAACCCGGCUCCUGAGUGCCUUAUUACCCUGUAACAUCUUAUUACAGUAACCCGGCUCCUGAGUGCCUUAUUACCCCUGUAACAUCUUAUUACAGUAACCCAGGCUCCUGAGUGCCUUAUUACCCUGUAACAUCUUAUUACAGUAACCCGGCUCCUGAGUGCCUUAUUACCCUGUAACAUCUUAUUACAGUAACCCGGCUCCUGAGAGCCUUAUUACCCCGUAACAUCUUAUUACAGUAACCCGCCUCCUGAGUGCCUUAUUACCCCGUAACAUCUUAUUACAGUAACCCGCCUCCUGAGUGCCUUAUUACCCUGUAACAUCUUAUUACAGUAACACAUUUGUUCAUUUUUAUCUGUCUUUUUAGUAUUAUCAAGUUGAUUUUGAUCCUGGCACAGGGUUAAUUGCUGGAAUUCGUAACCUGGAAAAAGGAAUUUCGUUACCUUUAACACAAAGUUUAUACUGGUAAGAAUUAUUUAUGGUUGGCAUGUUUUAUAUAUAAUUGAAAUACAUUUGUGAACUCUAUUAUCUAUCUGAAAAGCUCUAUCGAAGUCCAAACCUUUAACCCCUUAAGGACCAAACUUCUGGAAUAAAAGGGAAUCAUGACAUUUCACACAUGUCAUGUUUCCUUAAGGGGUUAACCAAGGUGGCUGCUUCGUAUAAAAUAUUUAAAAUCUGGUAGAUUCAACUGUUAAAACUAAAAAGAAUAAUACCUGCCUUGUACAAACAGGAGGUUAAUUUGGUUAACUAAAAUUUGGUUUCAUGGCCGGAUGGAUUUCCUUGGACAGUAUCUUUUACUCCUGGAUUUAUGUAUGGUGGUUUAAACCCCAAAACAGGCUCAGUGACCAAAUAACCUUUCCCUCUGCAGGUAUAAAGCUAGUGCCGGUAAUGCAGGCAGUGCACAGGUGUCUGGAGCUUACAUAUUCAGGCCGAACCAGACCGAAGUGGAGCAUGUGACACAGAAAGUCCAAACUUACUUAGUUGAGGUGAGAAAGAUCCCACCGCUCCAUUAGUUUUAACUGCCCUAAUACUUUUUCUGCCUGCUUAUCACCUAUUACAGAACCCCUCACCCUAUAACUGCUCUGUUUACAGGACCCCUCACCCUAUAACUGCC
Messenger RNA from Pelobates cultripes (western spadefoot toad), 28494 nucleotides. The record is from the annotation of a GenBank genome assembly. Lineage: Eukaryota; Metazoa; Chordata; Amphibia; Anura; Pelobatidae.